Molecule: messenger RNA, 1789 nt
Organism: Antechinus flavipes (yellow-footed antechinus)
Lineage: Eukaryota; Metazoa; Chordata; Mammalia; Dasyuromorphia; Dasyuridae
Gene: LRPAP1
Product: LDL receptor related protein associated protein 1
Exons: 8
Coding region: 16-1164 (382 amino acids)
Biological process (GO): negative regulation of very-low-density lipoprotein particle clearance; negative regulation of receptor internalization
Cellular component (GO): cis-Golgi network; endoplasmic reticulum-Golgi intermediate compartment; endosome
Molecular function (GO): low-density lipoprotein particle receptor binding; receptor antagonist activity; heparin binding
Source: RefSeq, a predicted model, not a curated record
GGCGGCCCCGCUGUCAUGCCUGGGCGGUUCCUGGAGCAGAGCGUGGAAUUGGAGGGAAGGAAGAUGGCGGCAGCACACAGUGGUAGGGGACCGGCCUUGGGUGCGAAGUUACCCCUGCGGCUGCUACUGGUCUUGGUUCUGGGGUUGCUGUGGGCGCCCUCGAGAAGCUGGGCGCAUGGGGGCAAGUACUCGAGGGAGAAGAAUGAGCCCGGCACCCCCCCGAAACGCGAGCCCGGGACCGAGUUCCGGAUGGAGAAGCUGAACCAGCUCUGGGAGAAGGCGAAGCGGCUUCAUUUUUCUCCUAUAAAAAUGUCAGAACUCAAUGUUGAUCUGAAGAUGCAAGAAAAGGAUGAACUCAACUGGAAAAAAAUGAAGGCUGAAGGAUUAGAUGAUGAUGGAGAAAAAGAAGCAAAGCUGAUCCGCAAUUUCAAUGUCAUUUUGGCUAAAUAUGGACUAGAUGGGAAGAAGGAUGCUCAGCUGAUAAAUACCAAUUACAUCAAUGAUGGCACAGAAAAUGAUGUGCUGGAUGAUCCAAGACUAGAAAAAUUAUGGAAUAAGGCUAAAACCUCUGGGAAAUUUUCCAGUGAGGAGUUAGAUAAACUGUGGCGGGAAUUUAAACAUCAUAAAGAAAAAGUCCAUGAAUAUAACGUCCUUUUAGAAACUGUGAGCAGAACAGAAGAGAGCCACAAAAAUGUCAUCAGCCCGUUGGAUGGGAACCCCAUCAAAGAAGACGUCCUCCACAGCAGGCACACGGAGCUGAAAGACAAACUCCGGAGCAUCAACCAGGGCUUCGACCGCUUACGGAAAGUCAGUCACCAGGGUUACGAUGCAGACAGCGAGUUUGAAGAACCAAGAGUAAUUGAUUUGUGGGACAUGGCUAAAACAGCAAACUUUACUCAGAAGGAACUGGAUUCGUUCCGGGAGGAGCUUAAACAUUUUGAAGCCAAAAUUGAAAAGCAUCAUCAUUAUCAGAAGCAGUUGGAAAUUUCUCAUCAAAAACUAAAGCAUGUAGAGGGAACUGGCGAUAAAGAGCACCUGAGCCGGAAUAAAGAGAAAUAUGCCAUGCUCGAAGAAAAGACUAAAGAAUUGGGCUACAAGGUAAAGAAGCACUUACAAGACUUGUCUACUAGAAUCUCAAGAGGUCUUCAACACAACGAACUCUGAAGGUAUUCUGGACGUCUUCAGCAGAGCAUUCGCUGUGUCUGCAUUGAGCAUCAUCAGUACGUUUAUUCCUGUAGGUUUUCAUCCUAAAAAGAAUUCGUUAAAACGCUGUGCUUUUUAAUGUAGAAAACAUCCAUAAUGGUACCUCUGAAGACAGGUCAAAGUGUCCUCAUGGAGGGAGUCAUUUGCAGUUGCCGUUUAUCUAAUCAUUCAGCUGAAAGAUGUAAAUGUUAAGGGGAACCAGGCAUUUAAAUAGCUCAUUAGUGAUCUUGAUUCUGUACUCAAGGUCUGGGGCUUUGAUUGACAAAGAUGUCUUCCUUCGAGCACAUAUUGAUGUCCUAUUUUUUUUUUUCCCUAUAAGACAGUUCUUUUCACAUCGCAUAUACAGAAAAAUGCAACUGGAGAUCAGUUUGCAUCCAUCCACAGUAUAUGAUACGUCAAUAGAAGUUUUUUAUAAAGAAAUCACUAGGAACAAUUAAAAACUACUGAAGUAUUUGAAUUUUCAGAUUAUUCCUAAUUAUGAAACCAGACUUUUGUUUUGUUUUUUAAAAAAAAACAAUCAUUUGCAGCAUUAAAUACUGUGAUCCAUCUUAUCACUGUAAUGAAUUAAACUGAAAAAUACAAAAUA